AUGUCUAUUCCAAACGGACAAUCAACACAGCAGCGAAUGAACAUUAUAGGUGUAGUAGUCACCACAUCUAAAUCAAAUCAACAUCGCACAUUUUAUCAAGCACCAUCUCCACGUGAUUACGAGUCUCUUAUGAAACUUUGCGAAGCGUGCAAUUUCUAUAUAAUCACAGUACCCGUCGGAGUUCUUCUCCUUUCCAUAUUAGAAAUAAUUGGUCUAUCGAAUACCUUAUCGCACAUAUCAUAUAUCAUUCUUAGUUACAGUACUCUAUUAUGUAUUCAUGAAGGAUUAUUUGGUCAUUUAUAG
Messenger RNA from Ambispora leptoticha, 303 nucleotides. NCBI's taxonomy places the organism in Eukaryota, Fungi, Glomeromycota, Glomeromycetes, Archaeosporales, Ambisporaceae. The record is from the annotation of a GenBank genome assembly.